AUGACCGCUAGAGAAGGCAGACCAGCCCGAUUCCUCAUCGUCGGGCGUGCGCUGUGCGGUCUCGGCGGUAUUGGUAUGUAUCUCGGGGUGAUGGUCCUCAUUGCUGCUACAACGACGACUCAGGACCGGCCUGCCUGGGCUUUCUACAUCAAUGUACCCAUCAGUAGCCUGGCCGCGCCAGUGUAUCUCUUCAUGCUGCCGUCUCCCGACCCUCAGCCUGGCGCGACCAUUUUUCAGCGACUCGCCGAAAUCGACUGGAUCGAAUCUCCGCUGAUGCUAGGUGCCAUCGUCUGCUUCACCAUGGGCAUCUCGUUCGGCGGCGUCUUGUAUGAAUGGGACUCUAGCUCCAAGAUAGCGCCUUUCGUCGUCGCAGGCGUCCUCUUCAUUGUCUUCCGCAUCCAGCAAGCGUACUGUAUUGGUACAAUCAAGGAGCGGCGCAUCUUUCCAGUCGAGCUCAUCAUCUCCCGCGAGUGCUACCGAACCAUCAUCCUCAUGUUCUGCGUCACAGCCGCCGGAGGUUGCGCCAUCUUCGUGCCGGUGUACUUCGUUCCCAUCUUCUUCCAGUUCACGAGAGGUGACAGCGCCAUCGACGCGGCUGGCGGCAUGCUGUCCCAUCUGUCCGGAAAGUUCGGGCUGUACAUGCCAUGGUUCACCGUCGGCGGCAUCAAUAGUGUCGUUGCUUCCACGUUGAUGUACGUCGUCAAAACUGAUACAAGCACAGCAUGGAUCUAUGGUUGCUCGGCCAUGCUCGGUGCCGGCGUCGGUACCUUCACGCAAGCGGGCUUCACGAUUGCCCAGGCCAGCGUGCCGGCGCCCAAGGCUGCUGUUGCGUCCUCUCUGAUUGCCUUGGCGCAGACGAGCGGUAUCAAUAUCGCGCUGGCGAUUAGUAACGCCGUACUUCCUAACAGAGCUGAGAAGCGGUUGACUGCGGUUCUCCCGGAUACUGUCACGGAGGACCAGAUUCAUGCUGCGAUUGCUGAUGUCGGGACGGACUUUGUCACGACGCUGCUUCCGCGGAUGUAG
Messenger RNA from Colletotrichum abscissum, 1023 nucleotides. RefSeq lists its product as uncharacterized. The record is from RefSeq and is a predicted model, not a curated record. The transcript has 3 exons. Lineage: Eukaryota; Fungi; Ascomycota; Sordariomycetes; Glomerellales; Glomerellaceae. The coding region runs from base 1 to 1023 and encodes 340 amino acids. Gene Ontology annotation, molecular function: transmembrane transporter activity. Gene Ontology annotation, biological process: transmembrane transport. Gene Ontology annotation, cellular component: plasma membrane.